AUGAUAGAAGUAGUCAACUUCUAUUUCGAGUGGCCGGCCGAAUUCUUCGACCCUGGUCUCUUGGUUCAGCUCGAAACUAUACCGAUCGACCUUAACCUCAGGGUUGCUAGCUACUGUGCGCCGGGUUAUGGAAUCCCUCUCAAAGAUAGCCAGACCUGGGUGACCUAUUUUGUUCGUAUCAUAGACACCCUCGUAAACCGAAAUGAUGUCGACGAUUGGGAGUGGCUGAAGACUUGGCUACGUCGGACGAUCAUAAGUCUGCCCGGCAAUUGGAUCCAAGACCGUAUAUGGAAACAUGAGUUGGCAGAUCAGCUUGAGCAGUUGAUCAUCCCGAACUUACAAGGGGCCAACAGGAUUCAGGGUGUGGCGGGCUACAAGGAUGGUGCGUGUCCUGAAGUGCAAUCUUUGGUUUGCUCUAUAAAGACAUUUCGGGAAGUAGAUCUCCUCGAAUAUUCUCUAGUUUAA
Molecule: messenger RNA, 465 nt
Organism: Xylaria bambusicola
Lineage: Eukaryota; Fungi; Ascomycota; Sordariomycetes; Xylariales; Xylariaceae
Exons: 2
Coding region: 1-465 (154 amino acids)
Source: RefSeq, a predicted model, not a curated record